Molecule: messenger RNA, 2609 nt
Organism: Gigantopelta aegis
Lineage: Eukaryota; Metazoa; Mollusca; Gastropoda; Neomphalida; Peltospiridae
Exons: 3
Coding region: 249-1325 (358 amino acids)
Biological process (GO): sensory perception of taste
Cellular component (GO): membrane
Source: RefSeq, a predicted model, not a curated record
GAAUAGAUCGCCUGUUCACUUAGAAAGUGCCUGCCUUCUGUUCUUAUUGCUAAUGGUCUUUCAAGCAUGUUAUCUACAGGAUCCAGUACAAAUUGUAACUUCAGUUUAACUGUGAACUACACAGGAGCAGCAUCCACACACUUGGGUGUGAAUUCGAAGAGUUACAAUACCCUAAUGCAAACAUAUUUCUAAGCAUAUCAUAUUCAAUAUUUAUACAUAAUUAAGAAAAGUCGUUAUAAUUGUUCACCAUGCUGCAAGAAACAUUAAAACCACUGACAACGACGAUGAAGAUAUUCGGUAUUUACCAUGUAACCUACUCUACCAAGGUGGUAUCAACAAGUAUGGAAACAUCGCAAACUGAACCAAAAGAACGCGUGUUGAAACACAUCUUUUGUCUAAGAACACACAGUUUUCUACUAACAGUUUUGGUUUGGGCUAACUUCUUGCGAUGCAUUUCAAGUCUUUUGCCAGUCAACUCUAAUCUUAAUUUUAGAAUCAUAAUUAUGACGUGGUUGGGACUCGUGGCAUCUUGUUCAACCAUCAUGUUCGUGGCUUGUCAAAAGUCAUCGCAUCUGCCGUCCUUUUACAAGCACUGGAAUGACAUGUGUGAAAAAGCUGACGCCCUAUUGAUGAAUGCCAAGUUCACAAACUUCUCAAAAGCUGCAGUUACUGGAACUGUUCUGAGUAUGAUCAUUGUACUCACAAACCUUUCCGGUAUUCUUUUUCUUAUUUACUGGGAAGAUAUGGGACUAGAAGAAGAUGCCAUUUGGCCAUUUACCCCGUCUACCGCCACUACGGUCGUACUUUGUUUUAUUAUGAUUCUUGCAUCUGGCAUACAUGUCCUUUAUUUCUUUUUUUUAAUUACUCUUUGCUACAUAAUCAAAUCUUGUUUUUACAAACUGUCAGAAUUUCUAAGAAAACAGAUCAAAGAUGGCGGAGAACAAAUUCCCAGAUGUUUGCGAGAGUGUCGUCUGCUACACGUGUAUCUGUGUGAAUGUGUCGCUGUGCUGGAUCGGACGUUCGGGAUACUGAUAGCAAUUGUACUUGCCACCAACGUUCCUAUGGCCUGCUUCAUCCUGUACCAGUUUAUCAACUACAAGCUCAGUGUCGUCAUCAGCCUCGUGUUCACCUUCUGGAUGGGAACCACCGUGCUCACAAUAGCGGCGACUACGAUCAGUGCAGCACUCGUACACGAGGCGGCUCAUUCGCCGAUAGAUCAUAUUUUCAAACUGCAGACCAACGGAGCAAACAUGGACGAAUCCAUUCAGAUCGCUGGUCUGUUCUUGACGUACUUCGUUCUUUUACUCCAGUUUAGAAUCAGCUAAAGGUGGACAGUUUCUCCAGUGAGCACUUCUACACCAUGACGCUUGAAACAAUUAUUACUAAGCGUUGUAUCCAGGGUGCAAAACGUUUUUUGUUCUUUCGAAAAAUGGACCCGGCGUGCUGUAAAAGAUUGACCACCUAAAAUCACAGGAUCACAACCUAGGUGGACAACAUUGCCAACAAACUACUGGAAAUGGGUAAAUCGCUGUUAAAUACGAUGCCCCUGUGCGAUAAUCAUGCUGUGUUUUCAGAUAAUUAUUUUAACUGCGAUAAUCAUGCUGUGUUUUCAGAUAAUUAUUUUAAUUACUAAAUGAUAGCUCUGUGAACGUGUUGUGGUGACAUACAGUGGCAAUAUGAAAUGAAGAACAUAAGGCUGGGUUUCCAUAGAAGUUCACUUUUCACGUGUCAUGAUUCACUUUUCACCAUUCAAGCUCGAACUGAAAAACGAACAAGUCAUUUUCAAAGUGCAGGCCACAUAGGAAUUCACGUGUCACUUUACACCUUCAUGUCAUGGGUCACACGUGAAUAAAGAAACGAACAUGCUCGUUUUUGUGACAUGAACAGCGAAGUUCAGUUACACUAGAUUUGUAAGUAUUCCUUUUUAAAUAAAUUUAUCCUUGUUGUUUGGCAAAACUAGUUUUGUAAUUGCGAAAUGAACCUACAUAAAUAAAACGUUAUUACAUUAUGUUGGAAAUGUAAAUACUGUAAUUUCUUGCUGCAUGGAUUUUGGGUACAUUUUACAAAAAUCUUUAAUUGGUGUUUGGUUGCUAACUGGGUGGAAAUGAUAUGAUAUGAUAUGAUUAUGGUAUGAUAUGAUAUGGUAUGGUAUGAUAUGGUAUGGUAUGGUAUGGUAAUUAUGAUCAUCCACAGGAAAACGAAAGUUACAAAUGAACUCAGUCCACGUGAACUUAGUGGAAUCAUCAUGAAAAUAGUUUGUGAAACGUUAUCAGGACACCCAGCCCAACAAGAUGAAAUCACAAUCUUUACAUCCACAAUUGUUUCUUUGUUGACUGAUGAUUCUCUACAAAAAAUUAAAUGUUUUUUUUUUCUUCAGUUUAUGAAUAUGCAUAAAAGAAACAUUUGUUUGAAUGAAUGAAUAAAUGAAUGAAUGAAUGUAUUAUAGCUUGAUAACCGUUUUGAAUCAAGACAACAAUAUUUACGCCCACAACAUUAAUUUUUGCCUCUCGCAUUCAGGGUCACAGGGCGGGACGUAGCCCAGUGAUAAAGCGCUCGCCUGAUUCGCGGUCUGUCUAGGAUCGAUCCCCGUUGGUGGACCCAUUGAGCUA